AUGACACAUGUACCAAUAGAUUUAGAUACAAUAGACUGGGAACCUUUCUUAGCCUCCCAAAAUGGAGGUUCAAGAUUAAUAGAAGGAAGUCGUUAUUUUCAAGGAACGAAUUAUCAAAGAGGAUUUGGUUUAUUAGGAUCUGUUGGUAGGUUUCUAAUGCCAAUCGUCAAAAAUUUAGCCACAAGCGCAGGACAAGAGGCAGUUAAUGUUGGAAAAAAUAUCCUUGAAGAUGUCUCACAAGGCCGAUCCGUUAGCGAGGCAAUGAAGCAACAUGGAAGCGAAGGGCUUCAAAAAGUAGGAAAAAAGCUUCAACAAUGCGGAAAAGGCAAAAGAAAACGUAAACAAACUAUUAUUAGCAAAAAUUUAGGGAAAAAAGGCCGACGCCAUAGGGAUCAACUUAGUUUAGAAAAUUUCUGA
Meloidogyne enterolobii is the source of this 417-nucleotide messenger RNA. The record is from the annotation of a GenBank genome assembly. Lineage: Eukaryota; Metazoa; Nematoda; Chromadorea; Rhabditida; Meloidogynidae.